AUGCCACCUCAGGCGAGUGUCGAGAUUCCAGUGCCCAGUCGGCCAAUCACGAACGGCACCGCAUCGAAAGGCAAAGCAUCCGUUAAAUCAUCGUCACGCGGUAGAGUAUACGGAGACGAGCCACUGCCCGUCAAGCCGUCUGAGGAGGCUCCAGAGCACGCCCGGAUCAUCGGCCGCACGGUAGACAGCAAUGGCGUCAAAUACACUCUCAAGAUAGGUGAAGUCCCGAUCAAAGAUGUCGGCGUUGAAGAGGUGCUGGACUACGUCUCAGCUUUGGAUCUUGAGGAGUAUGAAAAUCACGAAUUCGAGCAGGAACGGGUUGUGCUGAAGCUCUUAGACGCCGAAAAGGAACGACUGGAGCAAGAAUCUGUAGCACGCAAGAAGGAACAUGCGAAGAGGAAAGGCGUCGUGAUCUACCAGUCUGAAACCGACACUGACCAAGAGAGUGGCGGUGAGGAAGAAGCAUUUGGGAAGCAUGGAAGGAAGCGCCCAACGUACACGCAGUUCUACCUCAAGAAGCCGCCGCGCGCCACGACUGGACCCAGCACGGAGGAGGGCGAUGAUGUUCGUGAUCAAGGAGCUAUGGCGCCUCCAGCACCUCCCGUUUCAUCCCACCACCCUAGCGAACGAUCUGCUGCCCAGUAUGAGGAGCUUCCAAAGCGCCGCCGUCGAAAGCGAGAUCCAGUCACUGGCGAGCUGCUGCCUCUGGCCCCUCUUCCUGGUGAAUCAGACUCCUGGCGGAAGCGACCAAGGCGGCGACGACACCCUUUGACCGGCGAACUCAUGCCGCUCGGAUGGAAGUUUGACCCUGAUGCGCCGAGCGAGCGAGCAGCUCCGUCGCCUUCCUUCCGCAAGCUGAGUAUCAUAGAUGACGAGCCAGGAGCCAAGCGGCAAAAGCUCGAGACUGAGAGCGAGACAUCAAGAUCCACGACUCCAGCUCUCACGAAUGCGGAGAUCGCUGCCUCAUUCACCACACAGCUUCCCGCUACCAAACCCACCCCCAGCAAGCGCGAGGUCGUCGAAUUACUCUCUUCAGAAGACGAGGCUGAUGUGGAUGGCCGCGCUCGCAGUAGCGUCCUCAAGUCGUUCCAGAAACCACCUUCAUCUGGCCGGAAAAUGAAUAUGCUCAAGCCUGGGCUUUCAGCUUCCGCGACAGCAACCUCCUCCGAAGGUGAAGCCGCCCCGCAAGCCAUGGCAACGGCUGUCAAGUCUGAGGUUUCGCAACUUAGCACCAGCCCUGUCAAGACAUCUAUCAUGAACCCUUCUGCCUCGCAGGCCGAUGAACCCGAAGAGGAGAGCGAGGAAGAGUGGCUGGUAGACAAGAUACUCGGCCACAGCUUCUCAGAUCCGAAGACCCACCCUACGGAGCUUGGGAAGAAGCCUGUCAUCUUGUAUCAGGUGAAAUGGCAUGGCUUUGCGCAGCCGACUUGGGAGCCCAUAGACAGCUUCGGCGACUUGGGUGUUGUGAACGCUUACCGCAAACGAGCUGGGCUACCUCUGGAAUUGAGCGACAGCGGCACAAGCAAGGAGAAGGAUAGCGUUGCACUGCCGAACCGCUCUCUAUCGCCGUCGAAGACCAUGAAUGCUGGAAAGCCCAGUGGCGCUUCGCAGAAAGUAAGUGCCACAGAUCCGGCGCCUGAGUACGAAGUUGAGCGCAUCACCGCUCAUCACCUCUCCGACCCACGCACGCACCCUCCGGGUCUGGGCAAGAAGCCUGUGAUGCUCUAUCAGGUCAAGUGGAAGGGCUAUCGCGACAUGACAUGGGAGCCGGCGACGAGCUUCGCUGACAAGGGCAUCCUGAAUGCAUACAAUCGGCGGAAUGGUCUGCCAAAAUAUGAAGGCGAGGACGAGAGCAUGGAGGACGCGGCAUGA
Saxophila tyrrhenica is the source of this 1872-nucleotide messenger RNA. RefSeq lists its product as uncharacterized. The coding region runs from base 1 to 1872 and encodes 623 amino acids. Lineage: Eukaryota; Fungi; Ascomycota; Dothideomycetes; Mycosphaerellales; Extremaceae. The record is from RefSeq and is a predicted model, not a curated record. The transcript is spliced from 2 exons.